CCUCACCGGCCUUCGUCAGCCCACGCCCGCCCUUCGUCGCCUCACGCCCGCCCUUUCGUCAGCCUCACGCCCGCCCUUCGUCAGCCUCACGCCCGCCCUUCGUCGCUCACCCGCCCUUUCGUCAGCCUCACGCCCGCCCUUCGUCAGCCUCACGGCCCGCCUUCGUCAGCCUCACGCCCGCCCUUCGUCAGGGCCUCACGCCCGCCUUCGUCAACGCCCGCCUUCGUCCAGCUCACGCCCGCCCUCGUUCAGCCUCACGCCCGCCCUUCGUCCAGCCUCACGCCCGCCCUUCGUCAGCCUCGCGCCCGCCCUUCGUCAGCCUCGCGCCCGCCCUUCGUCAGCCUCCACGCCCCGCCCUUCGUCAGCCUCACGCCCGCCCUUCGUCAGCCUCAUCGCCCGCCCUUCGUCCAGCCCUCACGCCCGCCCUUCGUCAGCCUCACGCCCGCCUUCGUCAGGCCUCACGCCCGCCCUUUCGCUCCUAUGCUAACUCACGCUGCGAGUCACACACUAGUUUCCAAGCCUCUACCAUACGACACGAUCCUUAACGUCCCACCGCUCACCAUCACGCCCCAUUCUCAGCCUCGCCAUCACGGCCCAUAUCUUUCGUUCAGCAUCAUACCUACCACAAAGCCUUCUACAUUAGGCAUACAACGCCCAUACACACAUAGCCUCCCAUCACGUCCCACUCUUCUCGAGGCACUUCCCCAUAACGACAUCCCAGCCUCACCCUCGUACAUCCAACGCCUAUCCGCCUUCCAACCUCCCCAUCCCACACUACCCACUCACCCAGCCCACGCAGCUACGCCCGCAUGCACCAGGCUGUCCCCAUCACGGCCCAUUCCCAGUCUCCCCAUCACGCCCCAGUCCCAGCCUCCCCAUCACAGCCCAUCCCAGCCUCCCCAUCACGCCCAUCCAGCCUCGCCAUCACGCCCGAUCCCAGCCUCGCCAUGUCACGCCCACCCCAGCCUCCCCAUACACGGACGCGCUAAUCCCAGCCUGACGCGGCCAUGUCUACGUGCCUCAAAAUCCCAGCCUAGUCACCAUCGCGCCCACGCCCGCCCCCAUACCUUGUUCACGUUAGCUGUUAAAUAA
Molecule: messenger RNA, 1092 nt
Organism: Penaeus vannamei (Pacific white shrimp)
Lineage: Eukaryota; Metazoa; Arthropoda; Malacostraca; Decapoda; Penaeidae
Source: RefSeq, a predicted model, not a curated record